AUAAUUAUGGUUGUGUUGGUGCCUUGUAAGAGAAUGUACACAUCGAAUCAUCAGAUGUUUCUACUUAAACAAAGUAUUAUAAAUUAAUUUCCAAUAGAAAAAUCCGUUAAAUUAGAAUUAUAUUCGCCAUCAAACCACUACCUGUCAGCAGAGAUGGUUGUUGGAAGUCAUUUAAAGAGAAUUCUUAAUUUAGCGUUCUCACCUCGUUAUCUGAUGUUCACAAAUACGACUAUUGGUACUGGUGCUUUAGUUGGAGCUGAUCUUAUACAACAACUUGCUACCCAUUAUGUUUAUCCUAAACAAGAUGAUUUUUUAAAAAAAGAUGACUGUGAUUCUUAUAAACACGAUACUAGGAGGUCGAUUGGUAUGGCAGCUGGAGGCUUAUACUUUGGUUUUGCUGGCCAUUACUGGUACGAAUUCUUAGAUAAAAAGUUCCCUGGUAGAUCAAUAGCCAUUGUAUCAAAAAAGUUGAUGUGUGAAGCCAUUAUCGGACCUCCAUUUGUCACUGUUUGUUAUUUCAUCGUUGCUAAAACCGAAGGUAAAACGACGCAGGAAUGGUACAAGUCUUUUAAAGAAACAAUCCUCUAUAUUAUAUUUUCGGAAUGGUUUGGUUUUUUACCUCUACAAGCAUUCAAUUUCUACUUGCUGCCACCUAAAUAUCGUUAUCUUUGUGUUGCUGGUUUGACGUUUUUCUAUGAUAAUUUUCUAUCUUUCAUUUUCCAUAAAUGACUACCGUCAGGUCAUUACAAGAUGAAUGAUGAAUCCAUGAUUGCUCUAUCAUUGGAUCCAUAUUACGAGCAACAAAAAUCCAAAGAAAAAGCAAUUGGUUAUGAUAAUCGAGGUGGCUUGUUACCACAAUUAUCAAUUCGUCCUAAAUGAUCACGAAGAGGCAUUUAAAAUUAUAAAAAUUAAAUGGAGUUAGUUGGCUAUUAAAAAGUUAUCCAUUGACCUAAAAAUUAUAACACUUUGAUUAUGUGUCCAACACGCAAGUAAUCAGGGUUAAAUAUUGAUCAAUAACUUAUUAAUACUGUAUUAAUUAUGCAUUCACUCAGAAGUUGUUUAAAUAUUACAAUCAAAUAAAGCGCGUGUCAAGUUGUAA
Tetranychus urticae (two-spotted spider mite) is the source of this 1099-nucleotide messenger RNA. RefSeq names its product mpv17-like protein 2. Gene Ontology annotation, cellular component: mitochondrion; cytoplasm; membrane. The record is from RefSeq and is a predicted model, not a curated record. Gene Ontology annotation, biological process: mitochondrial ribosome assembly. NCBI's taxonomy places the organism in Eukaryota, Metazoa, Arthropoda, Arachnida, Trombidiformes, Tetranychidae.